Gigantopelta aegis is the source of this 2731-nucleotide messenger RNA. Its product is annotated as phosphatidylserine synthase-like. Lineage: Eukaryota; Metazoa; Mollusca; Gastropoda; Neomphalida; Peltospiridae. Gene Ontology annotation, biological process: phosphatidylserine biosynthetic process. The coding region runs from base 17 to 1402 and encodes 461 amino acids. Gene Ontology annotation, molecular function: L-serine-phosphatidylethanolamine phosphatidyltransferase activity. The transcript has 13 exons. The record is from RefSeq and is a predicted model, not a curated record.
AGUAGUAAAUGGGAAGAUGGCGUCUGCAAGAAAGGACAACGUGAUCGCAGAGGACGACGAAUAUUUUCGGGAGAUAAUCAAUGAGAGGAGCGUCGAUGAUAUUUCUCUGGAGUUCUUCUACAAACCGCAUACUAUAACAUUACUAGCGGCGUCCAUUUUAGGUUUACUUUAUUCCGUUUUCACCAGGAAUGAUGAGUCAUUUGAAAGCAAUAUUUGGAGUGGACUGUGCUGUGUCGCAUUCUUCUUCCUCAUCAUCAGUGUCCUCACGUUCCCUAACGGUCCCUUCACGAGGCCACACCCUGCAAUAUGGCGAAUAGUGUUUGGUGUCAGUGUUCUGUACUUCAUGCUGUUGCUGUUUAUCCUGUUCAUGACGUAUGAGGACGUCCGCAAGAUGAUCGUCUGGCUCUACCCGGAGCUGAAGGACAUCGGACCUGACGAGAAGGAGUAUGCAGUGAACUGCUCUGAGAUCACUUGGUCUCGAGUGUGGUCUCACAUGGACGUGUUUGCCUUCAGCCACUUCCUGGGCUGGGCGAUGAAGGCCAUCUUGAUACGGCAUUAUGGGAUACUGUGGACGAUCAGUAUCAUGUGGGAACUCACUGAGGUGGUUUUUGCUCAUCUGCUUCCAAACUUUGCCGAGUGUUGGUGGGAUUCGUGGAUCCUCGAUGUGUUGCUAUGCAACGGUCUUGGAAUAUUCGUCGGCAUGUAUGUGUGCAAGAUUCUUGAGAUGAGGACCUUCCACUGGGAGAGCAUCAAAGACAUCCAUUCAGCGAGUGGGAAGUUUGGCCGAGCCGUUCUACAGUUCACACCUGUCAGCUGGACUCAUGUACGCUGGCUCGAUCCGAACUCUACGUACAUGAGAAUUAUUGCAGUGUGGAUCCUCAUUGUGUUCUGGCAGAUUUCAGAACUGAACACGUUCUUCCUGAAGCACAUCUUCUACGUGCCACCGCCACAUAUAAUCAACGUGUGGCGCCUCGCCCUGGUGUGUGCCAUCUCUGCCCCCUCUAUCAGACAGUACUACGUGUAUGUAACGGAUACCAGGUGCAAGAGAGUCGGCACGCAAUGCUGGAUCUACUGUGCCGUGACACUGACUGAAGGCAUCGUGUGUGUGAAGUUUGGCACGGAACUCUUCCGUCAGACGGAGAUCUUCUACGUCGUCCUGUGGCUCGUUAUGCAGAUGGCUAGCAGUUUCAUCUGUAUCUAUCUCUGUGCUAAGUGUGGCAAGAACAAAUGGAAGACCAUAGAAGAUGAAACACAGAGCAUGGAACAAGAAACUGUCGGCGAUUUCAUCCCGAAUAAAAACCAGUCGACCAUGCCGUUCACUGGGGUGAACAAAGUGAACAAAGUGAAUGGACACCCUGCACGCCACCGCAACAGAAAGCAUAUACCGAACGGCGCGACUUGAUCAACAGGCAGCUUCGAGUUGCCGCUAGGAUUGUAAUAUAUAAUCAGCACCGUCGUUGUUGUGUGUUGUCUCCCCUUUACAGCGUGAAAACGGCGUCAGCUUUUAUGUUAAGUUUGAUGUUUAAAGUUUCACUUUUUUUGCUCCAUUUUGUCAAAAAUUAUAGAUCGUGCAUCAGUGAAGCUUGGUUUGUAGUUGGGUUUAUGGAUAUUAGUCGCAAUGUAUGUGAAGAAAUUUAUUAAUUAAAAUUUUAAUCGAAUGUUUUUCAAAAAAUAUUUUUUGGUUAAAAGUUUUAAGUUAAUUUUUUUAUUAUUAAAUUUUUGUUUAAUUUUUCAUUUAUUUCUUUUUAUUUUUAAUGUUUUUUGUUUAAUUAUUAAUGGUUUUUUUAACAUACAUUAAAACGAACAUCUAUGAAUGCAACUGUGAGAGACAUCGAAUAAGUUUAUGGUUGGCAAGACAUUUAAUUCUGAGGUAUUCCUAUGUUGUUAUGCCUCUCAUGUUGUUGUGUUAUGGGUAAAAAACCACAAAGUUUACGAUGGCAGAAAUUUAAUUUGCUGUAACGAUUGACAAUGCAAAAUCUGGUUUCUCACUUUAUAACCCUAGUUGCAGGGAUAUUGAUAAAACAUGUUGGUGCUUGGUUACAAACCCCCACCCCCCAACAAAACCCAUAACAACUACGAUUGGUUUUAAAAUCUUUGAGAUAAAACCAGUAUUGAGAAUGAUAUUUUGCGACAGUUGAUUCGAAACUUUUAAGUAACGCGAAGUCUGUGACGUGAUUUUUACCCAUGUAACCAAUUGUUCAGUUAUGUGAAUAAUAUUUGUAUGACCUAAUCGAUUGCCACAAACUUGCAAUUGAAAUUUAUUGUCUCAAGUUUGCAACUUUUUAAAGUUAGGCUAGAGAUGUUCGUAAAACCAUUGUAGGCUAUGACGUCACUACAGCAUUGUAGGCUAUGACGUCACUACAACAUAAGCCUUGCAGAUAGCCACCUAUAGUCUAUUCCAUCCUAUUAAGAUGUCUUUUGUAAAUAAUUUCAGGUUGAUUAAUUAAAACAAUUAAAAGUGUUUUGGAAAUAACUAAAAAUAUAAGAUUUUUGUGUUCAAUUUACAAACCAGUAGGUUGAGAAAUACAUAAGCAUAAGCCAUAGUAACGUCAUAGUUUACGAUAGGUUUGUGAUCUCAUAGCACUAAGAUAGCUUCAAAAAUAUAUGAGCCCAAAUUUGAAUCUGUUAACUGUAUAAGGCUGGCUUUCCAUUAGUGCGUUUAUCACUUUGCAGCUAGCCAUCUAUAGUCCAUCCCAUCCUCCUAUAAAGAUGUCUUUUGUAAAUAAUUUCA